Prunus persica (peach) is the source of this 916-nucleotide messenger RNA. Its product is annotated as casparian strip membrane protein 1. Lineage: Eukaryota; Viridiplantae; Streptophyta; Magnoliopsida; Rosales; Rosaceae. The transcript is spliced from 3 exons. The record is from RefSeq and is a predicted model, not a curated record. The coding region runs from base 82 to 699 and encodes 205 amino acids.
UUCUGAGUCUCUCCCAUUCAGCAAUUCUCAUCUCCAAAGUCUUUUAGCUUAUUUCUUUUGCCUGUUUCUCUCUUAGCUAAAAUGAAGAGCGGUGACUCAACUACCAUUGAUGUUCCCCAUCAUGAGGCCAGCGGUGGCGCCGCAUCGAAAGGAAAAGGGGCAAUUCUGACAGUCCCUGCAAGGCAAGAGAAGGGAGGGAUGAGGAGAGGGAUGGCCAUAAUUGACUUGGUUUUGAGGAUUGGUGCUAUAGUGGCUGCUCUGGCUGCUGCAGCCACCAUGGGAACAAGUGAUCAAAACCUUCCUUUCUUCACCCAGUUCUUCCAGUUUGAAGCUAGCUAUGACGACAUGCCCAGUUUCCAGUUUUUCCUCAUAGCAAUGUCGCUUGUGGCUGGCUACUUGGUGCUCUCAGUUCCCUUCUCCAUAGUCUCCAUUGUUCGUCCCCAUGCAAGUGGAAUAAGGCUCUUGCUCCUCAUCCUUGACGUUGUGGCACUCACCCUGGCCACUUCUGCUGCUGGGGCUGCAACUGCCAUAGUCUACUUGGCUCACAAUGGCAACUCAAGCUCCAAUUGGCUUGCCAUCUGCAACCAGUUUGGUGAUUUCUGUCAGACAGUCAGCGGGGCUGUGGUGGCUUCGUUUGUUACUGUUGUUACCUUCAUGUUCUUGAUUCUGCUGUCUGCUGUGGCUCUCCGAAAGCAUUGAGACAAGAUAUGGAAGGGGAAAAGCUCUUCAAAAAUGACUGUGAACGCUGUUUGUGAUUCUGUUUUGGUGCUUUUCUGCAUAAGUGCUUUUUCAAUUGUUGUGUGAAUUUGGUUGUAGUUCAUGUAAUUUACUUUGUCUAAUGCAAGUGGAAAAAAUAUUGUAAUUGAAUUUACUGUUCUUUCUCUACAAGCAUCCUUUUGUCAACUGGUUUUUCUUU